AGCUGCGCUCCGUAGCGUUGCGUUCCAAGAGCGGCGUGCGUGCGUGGAUGGAUCCCCCCCCUCCUGUGAAGCAGGCGGGACCAGGCUCAAAAGCGUUGCAUUGUGGGAGCUCCUUCCUUUCUCGGUCCCCGGCCAUCUUGAAGCUAGAUCUCUGGUGAGUGAGGCUCCGGAUUCCGAGGGGCUUUCUCCCCUUUCGCGGCCCCGCAGGUGGUCGGUCACAGCUCGCACGCAGAGCUCUCACUGUCCCGAGUCUCACUGUGUCCUUUCCUGUCUCCUGCAGGUCCGGAUUCCCAGCGCUGCAACCAUGGUGGCCGCAAAGAAGACGGUGAGUGAGGCCUCGUCUCUCACGUGGAGCCUGGCCCGGGCUGGGGGCCUCACAGUGUAUCAGCCGGCAGCAUGUGGCUGUCACUCACCCUGUCCAGCACCGGCCCCUUCCCAUAGGGUCUCACAGUAUAUACCUAGACACAAUCUGGGGAGCUCACAGUAACUGGCUCCCAUGGGUUAAAGUACAUACAGAGCUUUAAACUGGUUUAGAGAGUGUGUAUAUAGAGUGAGAGUGUGUAUAUAUUAUUAUAUAUAUAUAUAUUUUUUUUUUCUCUGUAGUUGGUAUUACAGUUUUUUGUUUUGUUUUUUUCUGUAAUGUUUUAUUUUAUUUACUUUUUUGAAUUACUUUUCAAAUAAAUCCUUUAUAAAACGUAGAGCAAAUAUAGUGCAUCCUAUACUGGACUCUUUUCUAGGUGAUGGCCUCAUGUCUAUAACUUUGUACCACAACUACUUUUCAUACACCAGCACAGCGUUGUAGCACACCUCUGAGUGCAGUAAGCGCUCCAGGGCAUCGGUCCCCACCAAAAACAAAACUGUUUGACGCGGUCUUUAAAUGUGUAUAGGUGAAUUAACUAUUAAAAUGUGCAUGUCUGUAUAUAAUAUGAGAAGCCCUCACUAUUGUGUUUAAUUACAAUGUGAGUAUGGCUGUAAACACUCCCAUCUGUCUAAGGGGCUUUAUAGAAUUUAAAUUUUUGCUUGAAAUUAAAGGUGUUUUAGAUACGCCAGGGGAAACAUGCAGUUACCAAAUCAAUCAUUUCAGCAAGCUGAUGUGAUUUAGUAUACUUGAAUAACUUUUGAAGUGAGACUAUUUUAUUAUAUAUUUUUAUUUAUAUAGCGCCUUACUAAUCUGUAGGUAGUCAUAUGGCUUCUUUAAGAUUAUUGUAUGAGUUAGAUACUCAUGAUAAUGCAAAGCUAGAUUGAUGGGCUACAUUAUGUAUAAUAGACCAAAACCCCUUUAGGUAACCAUUUAUAGACCUGUCUAGACGAGCACAUUGAGCAUGGUCUUCCAUCCUCUCUGUUCCUCUACGUCCAGUUGUCUGGUUACAAUUACAUGUCUGUUAGUCCACCCAUUGUACAGCGCAACAGAAUCUGCUGGAGCUAUAUAAAUAAUAAAAUAGAUUAAAUGCUUAACUGUAAAAAAAAUAAUAAUAAUAAAAAAAAAUUAGUUAGACAUUCUAUUUAAACACCAACACACAACCCUUUUAGCCUGUGAGUUCUUUAAUGUUAAGUUACAACAUGUUGGUGUUUGUGUUCUGUUUUUAUAUCUAGAACCAGCUUCUCUGCAAAUUUUUGGGGAGAUGUACUUUAUUUUUCCGUGGUAAAAUAGUAAUGUUUAAGUUUUGAGUUAACCAGUCUUUUCCACCCUCUUCCAUUUUAGAAAAAGUCCUUAGAGUCCAUUAACUCUAGACUUCAGCUGGUUAUGAAAAGUGGUAAAUAUGUCCUUGGUUACAAGCAGACAUUGAAAAUGAUUCGUCAAGGCAAGGCCAAGCUGGUUAUUCUUGCCAAUAACUGUCCAGCUCUGAGGUGAGUGCGUGUUUUGGAUUUCAAAUUUGAUUUAGUCUGUUUGCAAACCGCAUGUUAAAAACGAAAAUUCUCUGUACUACAUUCUAACAAAGGGUUAAUUCAAAGGGUAGGCAAUGUCUGACAUUCUGUUCCAGAUGUGCCCAAGUGUUUGCAGACAAACGGGAAUAAAAUAUUUGCAUUCAUGCUUUAGCAUUCUAUGAAAAAGCACAAAUGUCUGUCACCUCUUAAACUUACAUUUUCCUUGUUUCAGUUAGAUGUUUAAGUGCAAAGAAAAGAUGAUUUGUCACUUGUACCUCUAAUUUUGACUCUCUUGAAUGGACCUUUUGAUGGCUUUGCAUUGAGACAGUCCAUUAAGUAUUGGGAUCUAUUUUGCCUCCAUGAUGAAGAUAACGAACUUGUAUACUUAAUAGCAGUUGUGCAUAACCACAAGUAGCUCUAUAAGAGUGAAGGAUUGUUUAGAACUAUCUCCAACACUUAUCCAAUAGAAACACAAAAUAUCUGUUCACUUUUGGAAACUCUUUAACCCCUUAAGGACACAUGACAUGUGUGACAUAUACUGAUUCCCUUUUAUUCCAGAGGUUUGGUCCUUAAGGGGUUAAAAGGACUUCUAUUAUAGAUGCUUACUCUAGGCGCAAUGCUGCCUACUAGAUAAAAAAAUAAAAUAAAAAUUUCUGCAGACUUUAAAAGUGGUCCCCUUAUUUGUCAGAUGCCUGCUGUCACAGUGAGAGCUUAGUUUUUUUUGUUUUGUUUUUUUAAAUGAAAUUUGUAUUCCCUGAGUAGUGGGGAAGCGUCUGCGAGAAGAAUGUAAUGCAUCUUGUUUGAAAUACACGAACUUUGUGUCACUUUCAAAAUAUCACCUAUGAAAUUGUAGAGUAGGCUAACAGUGUAAAGUUGUAGAGUAUUUACAGAUACUCUGCUACAAACCCAUUUGUUUGUAUGUUGGAUAUUCAUUCAUUUUGGAAUGUUUGUAUAAAUGCUUGCGCCUAGCUUGCUAUUAAUAGAACAAUUAUUUGUACUAUGAGUUACUUUUCUUCACUCUGGCAAAUCCAGUAUAGAAGUGAAUUGUGGUGUGUAGUAUAGCUUACAUACACUUUUGAGCCAGAUUUUUUUUUUUUUUUUCAGAUACAUCCAGUUUCCCAGUCAAAGCAUAGUCAGACCCAACUCCCCCCCCCCACUCACAAGUCAUGUCAGUAAGAUGGCCUCUGACUUUGGCACAGCCUAAGUAUGUAGUUAUUGACCACAUUUGUAGGCCAACAGCAAACUUAAAGGAACACUAUAGGGCUGGCCCCUCAAAGUAUAAAACUUGUCUUAUUUCCCAUAGGAAAGCAUUGGGAGGCUAUUGCACAUGCACAACAAAACAUUGCACGGCACCAACCCGCAUCUCCUCACAGAGAUGCAAUUGCUCAAUGAUCUCUAUGGGGAAUGUUCAGUAUCUCCAUACAGAGCGACUGCCACUGGAGGUGUUCCUAGGUAGUAAUGUAAACACUGCCUUUUCUCUGAGAGUGCAGUGUUUACAUUUAAAAUACAAAACAAACUGAGGGAAGAGUAAUCGCCAUCAGGGGAGAACUCAAAUGCUGAUAGAUUUUAUUUAUAUCUCUAUCUCUCAAUAGAACCGAAGUGAAAUAAAUACUUAACAGCUACCAGAAGUUCCUUCAAGUUAUCUACUGUAUUGGAGGUAUAAUGCUCCACAAAUCAAUGUUGGUCAUAUGUAUCCAAAAAAAGUAGGCUGUUUUUCUCUUUUCCGACUCUGUCUCCCAAUGUUAAGUCAAAUUGUAUCUUAUCGUGUAGAAACAAAUAAAGGUAUUCGUCUUUUGGAUACAUAUGACCAAUCUUGAUUUGUGGAGCAUUAUACCUCCAAUACCAUAGAUAGCUUGAAGGAACUUCUGGUAGCUGUUAAGUAUUUAUUUCACUUCAGUUCUAUUGAUACAUAUAUUUGAGCAUUUGAGUUCUCCCCUGGUGGGGGUUACUCUUCCCUUAGUGUGUUUUGUAUUAAAUCUUUAGGGUCCAAUCCUAUAGGUGGAGCUGAUACCACCAUACUGACUUCUGUCUCGGAGUCUAACUAGUUUGGACUUAGAGGCUGUAAUUUUAUUUUGCUUUCUUUACAUUUAAAAUGUCUGCAGGGACAGGCUAUAGACAUCAGAAUCAUUGCAUUAAAGGGUCACUAUAGGGUCAGGAACACAAAUAUGUAUUUCUAACCCUAUAGUGUUAAAACCACCAUCCAGGCUCCUCACGCCUCCAAAAAUAUAGCAGCAUCUUACUGUAUUCAAGCCAGAAGCUGUAGAUCUGCAUGCGGUUUGUCUAAAAAAAAAAAAAAAAGUCUUCUGUCAUCAGAAGUGGUAGCCUGAUCCAAUCACAAUGCUUCCCCAUAGGAUUGGCUGAGAUUGACAAGGAAGCAGAUCGGGGCAGAGCCAGUACAAUUCAAACACCGCCCUGGUCACUCAGCAUCCCCUCAAAGAGAUGAAUUUAAUCAAUGAAUCUCUGAGGAAAGUUCAGUGUCUGCAUGCAGAGGGAGGAGAUACUGACUGUUUGGAUGCAUUUUAGGCAGCCAUGACCCAGGAUCUCUAACUAUCAGAGGAGUGGCCAGUGAAGUUAUCACUAGGCUGUAAUGUAAACACUGCAUUUUCUCUGAAAAGACUGUUUACAGCAAAAGGCCUGAAGUUAAUGAUUCUACUCACCAGAACAAAUCCAAUAAGAUGUAGUUGUUCUGGUGACUAGUGUUCCUUUAAAAAGCCAAACUUAAUGUUUGGUUACAACUAUAUAGAUUUAAUAAUCUCUUGAGACAGAUCCUGCUCAUGUUUGUUUAGUAACCUGAUCUUCGAUUUUUAUUUUUUUUAACCUCCAACAGAAAAUCAGAAAUUGAAUACUAUGCAAUGUUGGCAAAGACCGGUGUCCAUCACUACAGCGGUAACAACAUUGAGUUGGGCACAGCCUGCGGAAAGUACUACAGAGUGUGCACGUUGGCCAUUAUUGACCCAGGUAAUCAUGUCUUUCUAAAUGAACAUUCCUUACUCUACUGUAAAAUUGUGUGUGGGAGGGGUCUUGUGUUCUGCGAAUAUAUUCUCGCCGGCUUAACCUAUCUGUGAUUUUGUCCGGGCUAGAGAUUCGCUAGAUUAAGACUAGUCUGUGUCCUCAGAGCUUGCUGUAUAUCUGGUUCUGAUUCUUGAAUGCUAGUUACACUUUUAUUUUUAUUAUGAAAAACAAUAUUUUGCUUAAUGCAAAGUUCAAUAAAGUUAAAUGCUGGGCACUGCUUUAAAGGAAGACUCCAAGAAACAACUACAACAGUAAAACUUUUCAGCCUUGGUUGUCUUAUUUAAAAAAAAAAAAAAAGUAACAUGGUUACUGCCCCAUUUUUUUUAAUUUUUUUUUUUUUUUGGGUUUCCCAAAAACUAUUCUAUAAUUAACAUUAUAGAAACCAUUUACAAAAAUAAAACAUUCAAUGGAUACUUUUAAUAUGUUGACAUUUUAAAAUUUUACAUCAUUCAGCAUAGCAGAAAAACAAACACAAAAAAAUGCAAUAUGACAAUGAGAGAAAUUAAAUGUAGACUGCCCCAUCUUUUUAAUGUUAAAUGUACUUGAUAUUUUUGGUUUGGUGGGAAACUGAUUUUAAAUCUGUGCUCUGGGAUUUAAGAAAUACUGACCAUAAUGUUGUAUGUCUUUGUCUUGUAGGUGAUUCAGACAUCAUUAGAAGUAUGCCAGAACAGCAGGCUGCUGAGAAGUAAAUUUCUACUCUGAACUGUUCUAAAUAAAACUGGUUUCCCAAAUAUCUGUCUGAUCCUUUAAACACAGCUUAAUUUGAUUCUGUGAUACUACCCU
Molecule: messenger RNA, 5661 nt
Organism: Pelobates cultripes (western spadefoot toad)
Lineage: Eukaryota; Metazoa; Chordata; Amphibia; Anura; Pelobatidae
Source: the annotation of a GenBank genome assembly